AUCCAAGGAGACGCUAUUGUUCGCCAUUGUAAUCAAAACGUUUCGCAGUUUCAGACGUGUGAUAAUUACUAAAGCCGUGCCAUUAUCGUUCAGUUGAAGCGUACUUUUAUCCAAAAUGAAGAAAACGACCAAAUCUUCCCGUGCUGGGCUUACAUUUAGCGUCGCGCGCGUAUCGUCAUCCUUGCGAAAAGGGCAGUACGCGAGCCGCAUCGGUGUUGGAUCUUCCGUCUAUAUGGCGGCUGUGCUCGAAUACUUGGCGGCGGAAGUGCUUGAAUUGGCAGGAAAUGCAGCUCGGGAUAAUCACAAAUCUCGGCUCACGCCGCGUCAUAUCCAGCUGGCCGUGCGCAAUGAUGAGGAGCUCAGUAAACUGUUGCAGGAGAUUACCAUUUCGCAAGGAGGUGUCAUGCCGAACAUCCAUUCGGUGCUGCUGCCACGUAAAACCGGUGGAAAAUCUGCUGCAGGCGCUGGAACCGGACAGAGUCAAGAGUAUUAAGGUACAUUUCAGUCGACAGCCACGAACGGAUCGACUUGUUUCUUUAUUGAUAAACGAUUGUAAAAUGUUACUCAUGAAAACUAUUUGAGAUAGAAGAUAGAACGCUCAGGUAGCUUUGUUUUAAGAAAGAACUUUAUGUUACAUUCCCGCUUAGAAUCGAUGCAUGCAAUGGGGAAAUUUCUGUAAAUGGUCUGGUUUUUGGUUUAGGAAUAGUGCACUACAUUUCAUUUAUUAAGUAAUGUACAAGAUACAUAACCGAUCAGUCAAUACGAACACUUGCGUAAUUAUUUCAAAACAUUUCAAAUUGUCUGAACUUAGUACAUGAUAUAAAAUAUUCAUAGCCGAUUGCCGACAGGAAUGUAGCGCACAGCAAAAAGAAGAGAAAAAAUGAAAAUCUGUACAAUCCCAGAACGUCUCAAAAUAAAUUGCAUGUAAAAAUGUCAUGUCUAUGUUUAAAUCA
Anopheles funestus (African malaria mosquito) is the source of this 953-nucleotide messenger RNA. RefSeq lists its product as uncharacterized. Gene Ontology annotation, molecular function: structural constituent of chromatin; protein heterodimerization activity; DNA binding. The record is from RefSeq and is a predicted model, not a curated record. The transcript has 2 exons. Gene Ontology annotation, cellular component: nucleosome. NCBI's taxonomy places the organism in Eukaryota, Metazoa, Arthropoda, Insecta, Diptera, Culicidae. Bases 116 to 493 code for a protein of 125 amino acids.